This is a messenger RNA of Monodelphis domestica (gray short-tailed opossum), 4807 nucleotides long. RefSeq lists its product as uncharacterized. The record is from RefSeq and is a predicted model, not a curated record. NCBI's taxonomy places the organism in Eukaryota, Metazoa, Chordata, Mammalia, Didelphimorphia, Didelphidae. Gene Ontology annotation, biological process: regulation of DNA-templated transcription.
AUCUGCUACCCAGAAUGCCCCGCGCGGUGCCCUCGGGCCCCCCUCCUGCCUUGCACAAAGCGCAAAUGCAGAGACCCCGAGGAAAGCGCAGGGCCCCGAGCUGUGUUGGGCCCGAGAAGAGCGGGGAACGGGGGACGCCGGAGGCCCCGGGAGCCUUUUCUGUCCUCCCGAAAGCCAGGGAGCCUGAAAUGCCCGGGAUGGCCUUGAAGAGGGACAGACUCCCAGCCCAGGAGGUGGUGACCUUCAAGGAUGUGGCUGUGGACUUCACUCGGGAGGAGUGGCGCCUCUUGUCCCCUCCCCAGAAGGAGCUGUACAAGGAGGUGAUGCUGGAGAAUGCCCGGAACCUGCUCUCUGUGGGGCUUCCAGCUCCCCCAGAAGACAUGAUCACUUCUUUGGAACAGACAGAAGACCCAUGGAUGCUGGAGCAAGAAAGCCUGAGGACCUGCUGCCCAGAUGGAGAGAUCAGACCUGAAAUGAAGGAGAAUCCAACACAGAUGAGCGCUUCUGUGGAAGAAAUGGAACUACAAAGAUUCGUGAAUGAUGGUCCCAAUAAGUUUGCUUUCAGAGAAUUCUGUGUUGCACCUCAAAAUUUAUCUCAUAGUGAACAUCAAAGAAUGCACAUUGAGGAAAAACCUAGUGAAAAUAAGGAGUGUGGAAGCACUUUUAUGCCCAGGGCCAGUCUUGCUAGACAUCAGAGAAACUAUACUAAAGAGAAAUCUUAUAAAUGCAAGGAAUGUGAAAAGACAUUCACUCAGAGCUCCAGUCUUAUUAGACAUCUGAGAGUCCAUACUGGAGAAAAACCUUAUAAAUGCAAACAGUGUGAAAAGACAUUCAGUCAGAGCUCCUGUCUUGUUGCACAUCAGAGAAUCCACACUGGGGAGAAACCUUAUGAAUGCAAACAGUGUGGAAAGACAUUUAGUCAGAGUUCCAAUCUUGAAGUACAUUGGAGAGUCCACACUGGGGAGAAACUUUAUGAAUGCAAGCAAUGUGGAAAGACAUUCCGUAUGAGCUCCAGUCUUGCUGCACAUCAGAGAAUCCACACUGGGGAAAAACCUUAUGAAUGCAAGCACUGUGGAAAGACAUUCAGUCAGAGCUCCUGUCUUGUUGCACAUCAGAGAAUCCACACUGGGGAGAAACCUUAUGAAUGCAAGCACUGUGGAAAGACAUUCAUUCAGAGCUCCUGUCUUGCUGCACAUCAGAGAAUCCACACUGGGGAGAAACCUUAUGAAUGCAAGCACUGUGGAAAGACAUUCCGUACAAGUUCCCGUCUUGCUGCACAUCAGAGAAUCCACACUGGGGAGAAACCUUAUGAAUGCAAGCACUGUGGAAAGACAUUCACAGUGUAUUCCACUCUUCUUCUACAUGAGAGAAUCCACAAUGGGGAGAAACCUUAUGAAUGCAAGAUAUGUGGAAAGACAUUCCUUCUGAGCUCCAGUCUUGCAGAACAUGAGAGAAUCCAUGCUGAGGAGAAACCUUAUAGAUGCAACCAAUGUGGGAAGACAUUCAAAGAUAAAUCCAGUCUUGCUAAACAUGAGAGAAUCCACACUGGGGAGAAACCUUAUGAAUGUAAGGAGUGUGGAAAGACAUUCCGUCAGAGCUCCCAUCUUGCUGUACAUCAGAGAAUCCACACUGGGGAGAAACCUUAUGAAUGCAAACAAUGUGGAAAAUCAUUCAGUCAGAGCUCCAGUCUUUUUCUACAUCAGAGAAUCCACAGUCGGUGAAACCUUAUGAAUGCAAGUAAUGUGGAAAGACAUUUAUAAAUAACUCCCAUCUUGCUGUACAUCAGAGUAUCCACACCGGAGAGAAACCAUAUGAAUGCUAGCAAUGUGGAAAGACAUUCAGCCACAAGUCAUAUUCAUCAGAGAGUCCAUACUGAGGAGUGUUAAAUUUAAUUGUGGCUGGACUCUGAAUAUUUAUAUAGGUGGUCUCUAGGGAUUUAAUGUCUAAAUCCUAAAAUGAAUUGCUAAAGCAAAUGGAAUUUUUGGUAGUUCAUUUACAAUAGAGGGAAGAUAUUAAGGAAGAGAAAAGAGGAGAGAGAUAGAGCUCUGGCUUCCUCUGAUACCAGUUAGAAAUUCUAAGCCCCAGCCAGGGGAAGAGAGGGCCUUUUCUGAAGGCUUCACACCUCCAGAAAGGCAGGGUCACUAAGUCCAUCUUUUACUUGCCAAUGGUGACCAUCUAAAAGGAAAGCAGUCUGAGGUCUGCACGAGUUUCUCCAGGGGUCCAGUUCCUCCAGUUCAACUCUGAGGCAGAGUUCUUCAAUCCAAGCUCAAGAGACUCAUCCUCCAGUCCAACUCCGAGUCUGAGAUCUCCCCUUUUCCCUUCCAUGGUCCUGUUUUUAAAGAUCUUUUUCUCUUGUGUCACCUCUCCUAAAUUUCACAUCUAUCAAUCACAGCAGAUUCUCUGCUCUAGGACUGCCCAGAAGGCAAUUAGUCAAUUCUAACUUGUUACCCACUAUCACACAUGUGGAUCACAGACUUCCCACCUCAUGAUUAAGAGGGAAAUUUACACUCUUGGUGAUCAGAUCUAACAUGGGAUGAUCUUCCCACUCAACUUCAAGUACUGUGCUUAUAUUUCUGGGGAUUAAAUCAAGAAAUAGAAGAUUACAAUUUAAUCUACACAAUCAAGGGAGAGCUAUGUACCUUCAUUGUUACAUUCAGGGGAGAGCUAAAUCCAAUCUUCACAGGAGGAACCUUAAGAAUACAAGUUAUUUCAAAACAUGUUCAAAUGCAGCUCCAGUCUUGCUAUUGUGUGAAGGAAAUUUACCCUUACCCCUGAGAUGCGAUUUGUAAGUUAGUGGGCAGAGAAAAGGUUUGAUAAAUUGAGGCAAAAGCAGAUAUUGAAGCUCUUCUCUUUCAGUUUUGUUACUGGCUGGAAAUGGCUAGGGUGCCCUAAUGGUGGCCACAGAAUAGCAAGCUAAAUGGAGCAGUGAGGAAAGUAUAUCUCAUAUUUUUCCAUCUUUCCUCCCAACUGCCUUAGUUUAAAUAAAAUUAACUUAGGGCCAUUCUUAUAAUUUUCCCUCUUGUACGGUAUACCACAGACACCAUAGACAUUCACACUGAGCUGUCACCUUGCUCAAAAUCAGAAAAUUCACUCUACUAUAUCAUGAACUCUCCUAAGAUGAGGUCCAAAUGGGCAUUUGAUUUAGACCUUAAGUUUGAUCCCAUAAGAAAAUUAAGGAAGUGUAGUUUAACUUUCAGAUCGAUUCAUUGAUAAGGGAAGAAUUUAUGACCAAGUAAAUAGAUAACAUUAUGAUGUGUAAAAUAAUUUCAUUUUAUUGUAUUAAAUUCAAAACUACAAACAAAACUAAUGCAACCAAGAUUAAAAGUGAAAACAAGAAGUUAUUUUCUUUACAAUAUGUACAAAUAAGCACUUAAUGAAAUUAUGUCUUUGUCCUAAAGAAAUCAUUUGUAAGGAGCAUCAUUUCUUAUAUAAGGUUUUCUGAAAAAUUCCUAUGAAGCAAAAGUUGAAAGAAAACAUGAUAUUGUCAAUUUCAAAUAUGAAAUAAAAUUGACAUUCCAAUGAUUCUAUUCAGUUGAAUGCAUUAUCAGAAUAAUUUUCUUACAAAGAAAAUCACCAUGCACCUAUCAUCUUGACACUUGACUAAUUCCACCUAGGCGGAAUGACAACCCUCGGCUUCAAGAGACUGCUGGUCAGGCUUUUGAAAGAUAAAGAAAUCAAAACUAUUAAUAAGCACAUGAAAAAGCAUUCUAAAUCUCUUGUAAUCAGAGAGAUGCAAAUCAAACAACUCUGAACUACACCUCACACCUAGCAGAUUGGCUAAUUUGACAGUAAAGGAAAGUGGUAAAUGUUGGAGGGAUGUAGCAAAAUUGUGGAGUUGUGACUUCAAUCAUUCUGGAAGGCAAGUUGGAACUAUGCCCAAAGGGCAAUAAAAGACUGCCUGCCCUUUGAUCCAGCCAUAGGCACUGCUGGGUUUAUAUCCUAAGGAGAUAAUAAAGAAAAAGACUUGUACAAGAAUAUUCAUAGCCUCGCUCUUUGUGGGGGCAAAAAAUUAGAAAAUGAGGAGAUGAUGCCCUUUGAUUGCGGAAUGGCUGAACAAAUUGUGUUAUCUGUUGGUGAUGGAAUACUAUUGUGCUGAAAGGAAUAAUGAACUGGAGGAAUUCCAUGUGAACUGGAAUGAUCUCUAGGAAUUGAUACAGAGUGAAAGGAGCAGAACCAGGAGAACACUGUACACGGAAAUGAAUACACUGUGGUACAAUCGAAUGUAAAGGACUUCUCUAGUAGCAUGUGAUAUGGAAAUCACUUUAAAAGACUGAUAUAUAUUAAUUUAAGGUCGCCAAGGAAUUCAGCUAUGUAAUUCCUAAAUGAAAACUCAAGUCAGCAGUCAACCUUUUAUGGAGUUUUUAAUUACAAACAGGAUUAAGAAAAGUAUUAGAGAGAGGGGUGGGGGGGAGAGAAGGGAAUAGGGCUUAAAUACCCCUCUGCUUAGGCUGGGCCAAAGGCCCAGGCCCUUAGAUAGCUGAGGCAAAGAAAAGAGAUCAGUCCCUAUCACUCACGUGACCAAAAUGGAGAACAGUCUCAGGGCCUCCACCUCCAGCCUCCUUCAGAGAAAAGCCAUCCUGUCGAGAAUCUUCAGAGAGUAAGCCCCUGAGUCCUCAGACCCUGCUAUCUUUAAGGAAAAAUCUAAGUUCCCUCCCCUCAGUUCUCACAUCUACUAAUCACUGUCGAUGUCUCCCCUGUGCCAAUGGUGGCUCUAGCCUUAACCCAGGAUCGCCCAGAGGUCUGUCCCCUUUGCACAUGUCUGUUGAAGGUCAUAUUCUCAAAUAAUUAAAUCUUGAUCUUUGCUGCA